CGGUAUUUCAACAAAUCUAAGCAAGUCGAUCUUGCCUUUUUUUUUCUUCUUCUUUCUUCCUAUUAAUAAGCAAACUAUGUCUGAAAUAAACCUCGCUGGUAUCAAGAACAUAGUACUCGUUCUUUCUGGUAAAGGUGGUGUAGGAAAGUCCUCUGUCACAACCCAACUUGCACUUGCUUUAGUUCACCAAGGCAAGAAAGUAGGUGUACUUGAUAUUGACCUUACUGGGCCCAGUAUUCCUCGUAUGUUGGGUUUGGACGGAAAACAAGUUCACCAGGCCUCUCAAGGUUGGGUUCCAGUGUAUGCUGAUGAAAAUAAACAACUGUCAUGUAUGUCGAUUGGAUUCUUGCUUUCUAACAAAAAUGAUUCGGUUGUCUGGAGAGGGCCUAAGAAGAAUGCAAUGAUCAAGCAAUUCUUGCAAGAUGUGUAUUGGGGAGAAUUAGAUUAUCUAUUGAUCGAUACACCACCUGGCACUUCUGAUGAACAUAUUGGAAUCGUUGAGUACCUUCGAGAUUUCAAUCCUGAUGGUGCUGUGAUUGUUACUACGCCACAAGGUGUGGCUAUUGCUGAUGUACGUAAAGAGCUCUCAUUUUGUAAAAAAGUUAAGUUACCCAUCUUGGGUGUUGUCGAGAAUAUGAGUGGAUUCGUGUGUCCUCAUUGUGCUGUAAGUGAUAAGUUUACUAUCAAUAGCUUAUGUUAUUUAUUAGGAAUGCACAAAUAUCUUUUCUUCUGGUGGUGGUGAAUCAAUGGCAAAGGAAUAUGGAAUUGAUUUCUUUGGCAGAGUGCCUAUUGAUCCUGGUUUUACAAGCAUGGUGGAUGCAGAAGGAGAAGGAUCCUAUGUGAACAUGUUUGAAAAAUCAAACUUAUUCCCUAUAUUUCAACAAAUAUGUCAUAAAGUAGUAGAAAAAGUAGAGUCGAGUAAACAUUAAAAUUAUUUAUUU
This is a messenger RNA of Gilbertella persicaria, 941 nucleotides long. RefSeq names its product cytosolic Fe-S cluster assembly factor CFD1. Bases 77 to 742 code for a protein of 221 amino acids. Lineage: Eukaryota; Fungi; Mucoromycota; Mucoromycetes; Mucorales; Choanephoraceae. Gene Ontology annotation, cellular component: cytosol. Gene Ontology annotation, molecular function: iron-sulfur cluster binding; ATP-dependent FeS chaperone activity; ATP binding. The transcript is spliced from 3 exons. The record is from RefSeq and is a predicted model, not a curated record. Gene Ontology annotation, biological process: iron-sulfur cluster assembly.